Messenger RNA from Zootoca vivipara (common lizard), 9897 nucleotides. NCBI's taxonomy places the organism in Eukaryota, Metazoa, Chordata, Lepidosauria, Squamata, Lacertidae. The record is from RefSeq and is a predicted model, not a curated record.
UGCCAGUGGUUCUGAAAUCACCUCUGCCAGUUCUUUUAAUACUCUUGGAUGUAGUUCAUCUGGCCCUGGAGACUUGAAUACAUCUAAACUAGCCAAGUAUUCUUGUACUACCUCCUUACUUAUUCUGGGCUGUGUUUCCCCUGCUGAAUCAUCUGCUCCAUAUUCUUCAGGUCGGGCAUUGUUCUGCCCUUUCUCUAUCCCCUGUUCACAUUUCACCAUCUUCUCCUCUAAGUGACCCCACUGUUUCCUUGUUCUUCCUUUUGCUACGGACAUACUGUACCCAUAAAAGCCCUUUUUGUUGCUUUUAACCUCUCUAGCAAGCCUGAGUUCAUUCUGUGCUUUAGCUUUUCUGACUUUGUCUCUACACGUGCUGGCUAUAUGCUUGAAUUCCUCUCUGGUGAUUUCCCCCUUUUCCCAUUUUUUGUACAUAUCCCUUUUAAAUCUUAACUCAGUUAAAAGUUCUUUAGAUAGCCACCCUGGCUUCUUUAGGCACCUUCCAUGUUUCCGUCUCAUUGGUAUUGCCUGAAGUUGUACUUUUAAUAUGUCCCUUUUAACAAACUCCCAACCAUCAUGAACUCCCUUCCCUUGAUUAACCCAAACUGGGGUUUGGAGGAUGGGGAUGUGAUGUUCAUUAAAUCCUAGUCUUUUAUUCAAUAUUUUGCAAACUUUUCUGUAAUGACUGACAAAUAAAUAAAUAUAUUUGUGCCAUUAUUCAUUAAUCACUUAUCAAAACUGGUCCUCUUAUAGGCUUGGUUCAUCUAUCCAGUUAACCCUUAAGCCUGUUGUUUAUAAUUUAGAAUAAUUUUAGAUCUGGAACGUACUCUGCCCAAUCCUCAGUUUUGGGGCACUGGGGUCUUCAGCUUUGCUCAGUAUUCCCAGCUCCUGGUCUGAUACUUUAGCCACUAGAGUACUUCUGCUAUGGGGCAGCUCUAUAAAUUAUGUAGGUAAAUAAAUAAAUAAGGGGAAAUCAAAAUUCACCUAGAGAAGGAUCUGAAAUAUCUUUUUUGAUCCUUGAAUUUGCUUGAAUUUGGAUUCUUUUAUUUGAUGUUUAAUGUGUUGUAAACCAAUUUGAGACUUUUCUUUGAAAUAUAAAAUGGCAUAGAAAAAAUAAAAUAAAAUAAAAAAAUACUUAGGAGUUUCUAACACUGCUCCAAGAAUCACUUUGAUGAAAUAUGGUGCUGAUAAGCUCCAAAAUUAAAUGUGUAGGGAAGGGGAGCCAGGAAGGAAAGAGGUGAAAUUCUGCAUUUGACUUGAAAUCUGGCUCCAUAAAAAAUGGAUUUUAAAAUGCAUUGAAAUCUAUAUAUACUUCCUUCUAGUGGUGCAGCAAUACAACCACAAGCACAUUUGCAAAGCUAAGCACUGUACAGUAUGUUUUCAAAUUGGAUGGAAGAACCAUGUGUUGAGAUUAUUGCAUUGCAGGGAGUUGGACUAGAUGACCCUUGGAGUCCAUUCCAGCUCUACAUUUCUAUGAUUCAGUAUUUUGACACCUGUCACUUGAACAGCAAGUGAUAAACACAAAACAGGUUCGGGGUUCCGUUCACAAAUUUAACCAAAGACUAUGUCUAUACAUUUUUUCUUUUUUUGCCUGUUUAAAAACUACUUCUGUAUUUAGGUAAGCUGAUUUAGUUUUAUUUUGACACAUUGAUAUUAAGGUUAGAAUAUCUUUGCUCUUCAAAUGCUUCAUACACUGAUCAAAAGAAAUGUGUGAGAGCUGUUGCUGAAAGCAUUAUUGCAUGCACUUACCUAGAAAACAGAACAGAUCUUGUUAGAUUAAAAAAAAACACCACCACCUCAAGCAUCCAAAAUAUUUGCUCUUCUGCCUUCUAAUCUUGUACUGAGCAAGUGUUACCCACACCUUUUUAAAGCUCAUAAUAAAGUUUCAUUGUAGUACUUCUUGCUUGAUUGAAAGAGAUUCCAUUGGUAAUCCUCAUUGUUUUCUUUGUGGCAAAUUUGCUAGACAUCUAGAAUGAAACUAUUAAGAACAAAUUGAUUUUGGUAGUUCAUUCUUCACAAAAAGACUUAGCAAUCAAAUUUGUGCUUAUUUGUGCUACUAAAUGAAGUCAAUAUUAGCACCCCAGGCAUGAUCUUCCUUUUCCAGAUUGAUAGCUAAUUAGAAUGUUUGUUCAAAAUAACUUCUGCUUGCUUAGUUCUAUGUUUUGUGUAUGUUGAUAUAAGAAAAAUACAGGCCUCUCUGGGAUCCGAUCUUACAUUUCUCUGUGUUACUAUAAAUAUUUCUGCACUACUCCAGUUGUGCUUAUCUGAGUCCUUGAAUUGGUUUGCUCAAGAUGCAUUUUACUAUGGUGCAUACUGCUGAUAGCUUGAUGUUUUGAAGAAGAUUGUGCAAUAAAAAUCCAACCUAUCAUUUUGUACGAGUUUAUAAGGAAAUGCCAGGGAUGACUUUGGGAAUAUUGCCUCAUUGGGUAGUAAGCAUUUUGUUUAUGCCUGGAUUAUUAUUUAAAUUACCUUAAUGUUUAUAUCUUUUUCAAAACUGCUACUUUUUAAAAGUGUGACUUGUUCCUCUGCCUAAAACAAUACAGGUGGAAACAAACAUUCCUAUUCAAGAGAUUGUGAUCUGAGUAAAGGAAAUACUGGAAGAAGAGGGGAAACUACUAUCAGAGAUUUCUUCAACUCCUUUGGUCUAGAAUAAGAAAGUCUUUAAUGAGCACUGGACUGGUUCCCAUGCAAUACUAAACAAUGGUUUAGCUCUAUGUAGACAAGUCUCGGCAAUCUCAAGUGAAAUGUUGAACUGAGUUUCUGCCAAGUUUACAUAAUUGUGAAUAAGUGACUUUAGUGUCACUUGUGAACCAGGAGUCCUGAUUAAAACAAGCAGUGGUUAGUUGCUAAACAAGCUAAUUUGUUUGAAGGUGGUUUGUUUUGCAAGUAACCAUGAUUUGUUUGAAACUAGGAUCCCUUGUUUGCAUGUAAUGCUACGCCCAUAUUCUUAUGAAGAAGUUAAAUACAUAUUCAUUAAAGAUUGACAAGAGGGAAUGGUUGCUACUUUGAAUCCAAGAACCGAGGGAUUCUUGGAAGUCAUUGAAGUCUGUUCAUGUGUGCUCACCCACCUGUUCACCCAUAUGUAUUAUUAUAGAGACUUUUAUAUGCAUAUCUCAUAUGCUGUUGGUAGCUUACUCAUUAACACAGGGUACCACAUAUUUCUAAGUGAAAUUGCGCAAAUUUUGUCUGACCUUGGUUGCCAAGCAAAAACAUGUGGCUGCCAAGAGCACUCCACUCUUCCCCAGAUUUGGUGCUCUGUAUGACAGCGGCUCUAGACUCCACUCCUGUUCUAAGUUGGGACUAAGUUGGGAGCAGGAAAGGGCAAUUGAUGAGGACUGUUCCUGCAGGUACCCUCUCCAUCUUCAAAGUAGGAAUGGGAGAGAAAUGGUCCAUUGAGAAUAUUGUAGGGUUCCAUUUGGAGAGAUAUGCUUCUGCUGCUUGUUUUCUCAUUCCCGCCCCUCAUCAAAACAAUCUCUCUUAGGAGAAGGAUGGAAAGAUAAUCAGGAUCUAACUGUGCUAUGUUCUUUUGGGGGAUUGGAAUAGAUUUAGCUCCCUGUUUUCCUGCAUGCUAUGUGCUCCAUCGCUCUCUUUCACUCUGGCAGGGGGUGAAGGAGGGAGAUGAAGUUUGUGCUCAGUCUCCAUAGCAAUGCUAUGGAUGCUGUCUGUGGGCUGAUGUUCUUUUGCCCUCCAAGAUUCAAUGGCAGCUGCUCCUCCUGGCAAUUCACUGUGGGAGUUGGGAGGGAAGCAUGCAAAGUAUGUGUAGUAGCUCAGAAUAUGGAGGGAAGGAGUAUGAAGACAGGUGAAACUUACGUUAGUGAACUAGAGGGUGUGCAACCUCCCAUCUCUUUAUUUAACAAGGAUGUUAAAAUUGUUAUUUUGUGAAAUAUAUUAUUGCACCUACCCAGCAGGCAUAUUUUUUUUAUUGGUAUGUUCUUUUGCAAAUAUUUUUCCCCUUUCUCAUUAUAGUGAAGCAGCAUCUUUAUUAUCUUUUGUCUUCUCUAAUAAGAUGUUAUACAUAUUUGAGAAAAGAUUUUACAAGAAUCAAAUUUCUGACUACUUAGAUUACCGGUAAUCAAGUUUUAUGUCAUAUUCUUUGCACUUUUAUUCCUUGUAUUUCCCAUUAUCACAUCCUUAAUUUGUAAAUACUGUACCGUAAUGUUACCUUCGUUCUUCUCUUGCUAAUUUGGCUCUUUUGAAGCUUCUAGUUUCAACAACAAAAGUAGAUCGAUAAUUGGAAUGUUCAGUUUCAGAUGAUGGUAUACCAACUGUUAGCAAUGGGUGAUAUUCAGUUAUGGCAGUUCACUCAUUUCAGCAAUAAUUCUGCUGGCAGGAGCCUUGGUUUUAGUGUAGUGCAACUGCCAAAUCCAGAGGGUAUAUUGCGCUUGCAAAUAUGUUGAACUAGUGCAACUACUGCUGCUAUUAGAGUAUUAACAACUGUUACAAAGUACUCUUAUUAAGCUUGUGUGCUACCACUUACACAACAUCAUCUCUUAAACUUAUUGUGCUAAAGUUUCAUUGGCUCUCACUUACUGAUUGGAGAAGCUUAGACAUCUAAUAAAGUACAGUCAUACCUCGGUUUAAGUACGCCUCAGUUUGAGUAUUUUCAGUUUAAGUACUCCGCGGACCUGUCUGGAAUGGAUUAAUCCACUUUCCAUUACUUUCAAUGGGAAAGUCUGCUUCAGGUUAAGUACGCUUCAAGUUAAGUAUGGACUUCCGGAACCAAUUACACUCAUACCUUGGGUUAAGUACGCUUCAGGUUGAGUACUCCACAGACCCAUCUGGAACAGAUUAAUCCACUUUCCAUUACUUUCAAUGGGAAAGUUCGCUUCAGGUUAAGUACGCUUCAGUUUAAGUACUCCACGGACUGUCUGGAACGAAUUAAUCCACUUUCCAUUACUUUCAAUGGGAAAGUUUGCUUCAGGUUAAGUACAGACUUCCGGAACCAAUUGUGUUUGUAAACCAAGGUACCACUGUACAAUCAAAGUCCAUUUCCCAGACCUAGUGGGAAGGGUUCAGAAAGAGUUCAGUGAGAGCUGCUUAUCUUGUUUGAUAUAAUAGGGAUGGAUCUGUUUUAUAUUGGAUUUGUUUUUUUGUUUGAAAUUAUAGUAAAACAGUGAAAUCUGGUUUCACUGGCUUUAAACAGAAACAUAUUCAGUAGCCAUGGCAAUACUUAAGUGCAGUGUUGAAACAACAUAAAUAAAAAUCUUAGUUGGUUUGCUGUUUUUCCAUGGCCUGCCAGCUAUCCGUAAGUCACUUAAGCUGUGACGAAUAGUAAAAUUCCAAAGUGCAGUGUUAGAGUGUUGUCUUUUCUUAUUGUAUUGGGAAACAGCAUAUUAUUCUGGGGUACAGACCAGUGCACAGAACAAACUAAGGAUGCUAGAUAGUACCAGACUAAAGUGGACGCGGGUGGCACUGUUGAACCACAGAGCCUAUGGCUUGCCGAUCGGAAGGUUGGCGGUUCGAAUCCCCGCAACAGGGUGAGCUCCCGUUGCUCGGUCCCUGCUCCUGCCAACCUAGCAGUUCGAAAGCACGAAGUACAAGUACAUAAAUAGAUACCUCUCUGGCGGGAAUGUAAACGGUGUUUCCGUGCACUGCUCUGGUUUGCCAGACGUGGCUUAGUCAUACUGGCCACAUGACCCAGAAGCUGUACGCUGGCUCCAUCAGCCAAUAAAGCGAGAUGAGCACCGCAACCCCAGAGUCAUCCGCGACUGGACCUAAUGGUCAGGGGUUCCUUUACCUAAAGUGGAUUAUAUUUACGAAUGCUAACAUGAACUUCAGAUGCAAAAUUUAUGGUUGAAAGAAUAUUCUGCUAAGAUUUGAGGGUCAAAUGGUGAUCCAGUUCAGUGUUAUUCUCGUCUAUCAAAGAAUAGUAUUGAAGUCUGGGUACAUGUUACAGCCAAAUGUUGCAAAUAGCCUCUUGCACACAUGGUCCAAUUAAUUCUAGGGGAAUAGUGAGAUCAUGAGAGAGGAGAAAAUCAAUACUUCAUGGUGGUUCUGAUUUGCUUAUUGCAGUUAGUGAUUUUUUAAAGAUUUGAUUUACAGCCCUGUGUUGCUUUGAAAGUAGGCCAUCACACACAGAGAUGCCUAGCAUCAGACUGUUUUUUCAAAGUGGAUACAGAGCAUGCUCAUAUUGAAUAUUUACUCUGAGAUUGCAGCCUCUCAGAGCUCCGUCAGUGAAACAGUCAUCGAAGUGAGAAGGAAAAGAGCACAGCAUGUCCUUUUGUCACUGUUAUGUUCGCGAGUACAUGAUUUAUUAGUAGAGCUGAAGACUUAAGUUGGAGAUAAGCCUGAAUUUGGUGAGGGCACAAUUUCAACAACAAGCUGUUCUAGUCACAAUGAACGAAAAGUGACUUGCAAGCAUCCAGUCACAGGGCAGCCAUCGCAGGACAACUGCAUUUUUGUUGUGAAUGAACAGACUGCAGCAACUAUGUCAUCUGAAGAAAAGAAAGACCGGCAAGUAAACAUGAUAAGUGAAGCUGCACACUAUAAUUUGACAUCAGAUUAUGCUGCACAUCCAAUGAGUCCUCUGGGCAGAACAUCACGCUCUUCAAAGAAAGUUCAUAAUUUUGGAAAGAGGUCAAAUUCAAUAAAAAGGAAUCCCAAUGCACCUGUUGUUCGACGAGGAUGGCUUUAUAAGCAGGAUAGCACUGGCAUGAAGCUAUGGAAGAAGCGAUGGUUUGUUCUGUCCGAUCUGUGCCUCUUUUAUUAUCGGGAUGAAAAAGAAGAGGGAAUAUUGGGGAGCAUACUUCUUCCCAGCUUUCAGAUAUCUAUGCUUUCUUCUGAAGAUCACAUCAAUCGCAAAUAUGCUUUUAAGGCAGCUCAUCCAAACAUGAGGACCUAUUAUUUCUGCACAGAUACAGGGAAGGAAAUGGAGUUAUGGAUGAAAGCCAUGAUAGAUGCAGCUCUUGUACAGACAGAGCCUGUGAAAAGAGCAGACAAGAUGACUGCUGAAAACACACCACCUCGUGAAGUGAAUAAUAUUGCAAACCACAGAGUGCUAAUUAAGCCAGAGGCACAGAAUAAUCAGCGGAACAAAGAAGUGAGCAAAAUGGAAGACAAAAAGGCCUUAGAAGCAGAAAAAUACGGAUUUCAAAAAGUUGGGCGUGAUAGACCUUUAACAAAAAUCAACAGCGUAAAACUGAAUCCUUUGGGGUCAGAGUAUGGGACUUUGCCAGCAAACACAGUUCCACCAGGACACUACAGGCCAAUUCAUUUAAAUGGGUCAGAGAAAGCUGUCAACCUUAUUCUAGGAGACUCUGGAGAUGGACUCCAUCACAACACCAUUCACUCACACAUAGAAUCUGAACGUGUUAUACAGAGAACUAAUUCAAUGCUUCAGCUGGAACAAUGGAUUAAAAUACAGAGAGGAAAGGGGCAAGAUGAAGAAACAAGAGGCAUAAUUUCAUAUCAGACAUUGCCAAGAAACAUGCCAAGCCAUCGACCCCAAAUUGUACCUCGAUAUCCAGAAGGUUAUCGAACUCUACCAAGAAAUACCAAAACCAGGCCAGACAGCCUCUGCAGUGUGACACCCUCUAUUUAUGACAAGUCCCUUGGAUCACUGCCAACUGAAGACAAAAGAAGAUCUAUGCGAGAUGACACCAUGUGGCAACUCUACGAGUGGCAACAGCGGCAGUUUUACAAUAAGCAAACAACACUUACUAGACAUGGUACUUUAAGUAGUCCCAAAACCAUGAUUAAUAUAUCUGAUCAAACAAUGCAUUUGAUUCCCACAUCACCUUCCCAUGGUUCGAUAGCAGGUUUCCAAGGAUACUCACCUCAGAGGAACUACAGAUCAGAAGUGUCCUCACCAGUGCAAAGAGGUGAUGUAACAAUUGACCGCAGGCAUAGGCCACAUCAUACGAAGCAGCAUGUCUUUGUGCCUGACAGAAGGUCGAUGCCAGCAGGUCUGAGUGUACAGCCUAUUACUCCCCAGAGCUUGCAAGGCAAAACGCCAGAGGAGCUCACGCUGCUGCUUAUAAAGCUGAGAAGGCAGCAAGCCGAACUGAGUAGUAUCCGGGAACACACAUUAGCACAACUCAUGCAACUAAAACUUGAGGCCAGCAGCCCAAAGAAUGAGAUUCUUUCUCAUCACCUUCAAAGGAAUGCCAUAUAUUUGGAUCAUCAGCUGACACAAGAUGAAUGUAGGGGAACUCUGUACAAAUACAGAUCAGAAGACCUAGAUAUUGAUACUAAGCUUAGCCGAUUAUGCGAGCAAGACAAAGUGGUUCAAGCCCUGGAAGAAAAGCUUCAGCAGCUGCACAAGGAAAAAUAUACGCUUGAGCAAGCUCUGCUAUCAGCCAGUCAGGAGAUAGAAAUGAAUGCGGAAAAUCCAGCCGCCAUACAAAAUGUCAUCUUGCAGAGGGAUGAUUUACAGAAUGGACUCCUUAGCACUUGUCGAGAAGUGUCUCGAGCUACCGCAGAGCUUGAGAGAGCUUGGCGGGAAUAUGACAAACUAGAGUACGAUGUAACGGUCACAAAGAACCACAUGCAGGAGCAGCUGGAGCGGCUGGGAGAAGUUCAGACUGAGUCAGCCGGUAUACAACGUGCUCAAAUUCAGAAGGAGCUUUGGCGAAUUCAGGAUGUCAUGGAAGGUUUGAGUAAACAUAAACAGCAAAGAAACAGCACUGCAGAGGCAGAUAUCGUUGCAUUAAAGGCUUUUUCAUCUAAAUAUAAAAAUGAGGGUCCAGAUUACCGUCUUUAUAAAAGUGAGCCUGAGCUAACAACUGUGGCAGAAGUUGAUGAAUCAAAUGGGGAAGAAAAGGCAGACCCAGUUUCUGAGUCGGAAAUGUCUGCAGCUAAAGGCUCUCAUUUUCCCAUUGGAGUUGUGCCUCCGAGAACAAAGUCACCAACACCUGAAUCUUCAACAAUAGCUUCCUAUGUGACUUUAAGGAAAACUAAGAAGAUAGAUCUAAGAACGGAAAGGCCAAGAAGUGCAGUAGAACAGCUAUGCUUGGCAGAAAGUGCUCGUCCCCGGAUGACAGUGGAAGAGCAGAUGGAAAGAAUAAAGAGACAUCAGCAGGCCUGCCUAAAAGAGAAGAAGAAAGGACUGAAUAUUAUUGGUGUCUCAGAUCUAUCCCCAUCACAAAGCCCAUCCCUUGCCAGAGAGAAUCCUUUUAAGUUGUCUCAGAACCAAAGGAAGGAUGAUUUUGUAUGCAUUACCAAGGAAUUAGAGUAUGCCAUUAGAGGAAGUGAUGCAGACCAGAGCCAUCAAAAUUGUGCAGAAGACUUACCUUGGAUUAAAGAUAAUGAUCGUCCAGAGGAUAAGAAUAAUGAUCAUCCAAAUGAACAUCAUGCUGGUUUUAUUACACAGUUAUCAAAAAAUGAAAGUCAGCUGUCACCAGAUGUCUUAGAGCCAAAGGAGGGGACUCCCUAUGAGGCUUCUGAAAAGCUAAAAAAAGUAGAAGAGAAACAAGAUGCUGACUUCAGCCUGAAGAACGAGGCCCCAGUUGCAAACCACAAACCUGAAAGUAGCACAGAAGAGAGUGAAGAAACCAGCAUUCAUGAGCAGGAGGAUACUAUUUCUUCGUUUGAGAUGCCAGCACAGACUUCAAGAGGAAACUCAACAGCAGCAGCUCUUCCAGCUUCUGCUGAAACGAUUCAUGGCUAACAAAACGGACCUACGGAAAGAAGAUACUGUACAGUCAAUUUUAUUAAAUCUAUGAAAUUCAUAGUUCGGAUGCUUUUGGCCACAGAGCAUCAUUUUUAUCACUUCAUGGAAAAUGUUUAUUCCAAGAGAGCUUUAAAUGCCUCCCAUGGUACCCUCAACAGUUUGGAGAUUGUUCUUCUGACACCAGCCUGCUGCUACUAUGACUUCCAUCCACAUAAUUAAGGGUUCUUUUUCAAAUGUGCGGCCUACAAUCGGAACCUUCGCAAGUGGUUUUUCCCUGGUGUAAGGUUUUUUUU